UUGGUGACGUCUGCCUGCUAUUCUAUCGGAUUACUCUAUGUAUUUCACCUCUUUGGUAUUUUAACUUUUUGGUAUGGAAUCAGCCAAGAGCUAUCCUCAUGGAUUGUACCAAAAAUCGUGCUCAAAUUCACUACAGUAUUAAUAUUCGUUGUUAUCACAUGUGUACUAACUUACUUCAUCAACAACAAUCCUGCUUACGUUGGAAUAUUUAUAGCUAGGGGACUCAAUGUUGACUAUCUUGAUUAUGAAGGUGCGAUUGAUAUCGGUGCUACAGUACUUGUUACCGUGUCCGCUGCAAUGGCUAUGGGUCACAUUUGGCUGCUAGUGCUGCUAAUUGGUUGCUAUAAAGACGUAAGGAAGAAAGAAAUAGAACUGCUGGUUGAGAAAGCGAUGAAGAAAGAAAAAGCAAAAUUCGAGAAGCGACCAAUAGCAGGAAGAGAAGGGGGAUUGUACACGACGUUUAUAUAAUG
Messenger RNA from Strongylus vulgaris, 470 nucleotides. Lineage: Eukaryota; Metazoa; Nematoda; Chromadorea; Rhabditida; Strongylidae. The record is from the annotation of a GenBank genome assembly.